Molecule: messenger RNA, 6143 nt
Organism: Salvelinus sp. IW2-2015
Lineage: Eukaryota; Metazoa; Chordata; Actinopteri; Salmoniformes; Salmonidae
Source: RefSeq, a predicted model, not a curated record
CAGGCAUUCAUUUUUUACUGUGCAUGCACCGUCGGAUGCACUGAGCUAUGGGUCUAAUGUCGUAAACAAGAUUUUCACGGACAGAUCUGUGAAGAGAGCCACUGUUUUUGGUCUAGCUAAUGUUUGCAAAACAACAAAAUGCAAACGCUCCGGGAGGAAAAGGGUCCUCCUCUUCCUCUGUCGUCUAUGCGUCUUUUUAUUCCUCCACUGCGCCUGGUGUGUGCAGCUCUGUGGCAGGUUGUAGAGCGGAGAGACAUCAUGGACUAUGGGCUGCUGGAGGAGUUCGCCACCAGCGUGUUGGAAAUAGUCCCUGAACUGAUGACUUACAGAGAGAGGGUCCAACUCCUCAUGGGACUGAGAGCACGGCUGGUUCUGGAGUUGUGUCGCUGUGAUGAUGAGCUGUGUCGUCCUGAUACUGUCCAGCCACACCUGAACAGGAUAAGGAGCUGUGUCUCCAAUCAGAAGGGAGAGGUUUCAGAUCCAAAGGUGGAAGCAUCAGAGGCCAGCUUCAUGAAGCUGAUUGAAACCCUACUGGAGCAGCCAGAGGAGAGGGAACUCUUCUUUCAGAAUGUUUUCCCAGAGGAGUAUGGCCCCAAGUAUGACUCAACACUGCAGAUUCUUGUGUGGGAGUUCCUGUCCAGACUGGAGAAACUGAUUCCUGCUCCAAACCUUAAGCAGACUGCAUCUUGGCUCAGCCUUGCCCCUGCUCUCUUAGAGGAGUGUGUGCAGUCUGUGGCUCACCCUGAGCCAUUACAGGCACUCCUCCAUCACCAUAAAAAUGGACAUCACUUAGACACCAAUGCUCUAAGGUCCACUGGUGGUGACUACAUCCUCUCUUCACUGUCUUUCCCUUCCUCUGUGAAGGAAGAAAUUGCCUCUUGCCAAGCAGGCCCAGAGAGACAGUCCUAUCCCACCAUAAAGGGAUAUCAAAGCCCUUUCCCAUCUGAUGAACCACAGAUGAGCUGGGACUGCAGAAUGGCAGAUCGUAAGGUCUGGACUGUAAAGCCACCAGCCUGUUCUGCUUCUGUGGAGGUCGAGGUCAAGACUAUAGAGGACGCCACUGAGAUAACCGUUAAACGCAAGACAAUCAACAAAGAGAUGAUAAAAGAAACCAGGAGAGAUAAAGCUGUUCUCUGCCCUCAGACUCGCAGCGGGCUGAAAACCAGCCGCUUGACUGCUUCCUGUCUGCGCCGUCAACCCGUACUGCGGAUGAACAGGCUUGACAUUAGCAAUAUGCCGUUACCCAAGUCCUUGCUAACACUGAUUCUAAGGAGAGGGAGACUGCAGGCUGAGACAAGACGCCCAGGACCGAAAGGAAUUGACAGAAAGAAAAAACGGAGAAGAGGUCGUGGUAUUACAAAUGAGAAGAUUGAAACGCACACACUUGACAUAAGCGAUAUGCCGCUACCCAAGUCCCCGCUAACACUGACCCUAAAGAGAGGGGUACUGCUGGAUGAUCCGACGAGUUCCCAAGUCCAGAAAAAAAGAGGUAGAAAAAAAGGAGAGAAAAUAGGACCUGGUAUCACAAGAUUAAAGAUUGAGAAGAUUGGAGCACACACGCUUGACAUAAGCGAUGUGCCAUUACCCAAGCCCUCGCUAAAACUGGUUAUAAGGAGAGGGAAACUGCAGGCUGAAGCAACAGGUUCUCAAGGGAAAAAAACAAGGGGCAGAAAGAAAAAAUGGAGAAGACGAUGUGGUGUCAAAAAUGAGAGUGUGAAAAGAGAGCGGUCACCUGAAACUGAGGAAGAAGCUGAACCAUCAGAUAAUGAACUUUGGACCAGUGUUAAUACAGGGGUCACUCUCAAUGAAAAGACCCCUGUCGAUGAAUCUGGUGGAGACCAUCCUUCUCAUUUCCCAUCAUCUCAUAAGAGGGAGGAGGAACAGCCCAUACAGACCUUUCACACAAAGGAGCACAGUGGUCAUAUGGCCGAAGGGCAGAACAGAGAAGAAGUCUCAGAGGUUGUACCUCAGGACUCACUAACUCCUGAGCCAUCCAACACCGCUCACAAAAUUAAUUCAGAGGAGCACAGUGGUCAGAUGGCCAAAGGGCAGAACAGGGAAGAACCCUCAGAGAUUGUACCUCAGGACUCACAAACUCCUGAGCCAUCCAACACCGCUCACAAAAUUAAUUCAGAGGAGCACAGUGGUCAGAUGGCCAAAGGGCAGAACAGGGAAGAACCUCAGAGAUUGUACCUCAGGACUCACCAACUCCUGAGCCAUCCAACACCGCUCACAAAAUUAAUUCAGAGGAGCACAGUGGUCAGAUGGCCAAAGGGCAGAACAGGGAAGAACCUCAGAGAUUGUACCUCAGGACUCACCAACUCCUGAGCCAUCCAACACCUCUCAGAAAAUUAAUUCAGAGGAGCACAGUGGUCAUAUGUUCGAAGGGCAGAAGAGAGACGAACUUCCAGAGAUGGUACCUCAGGACUCACCAACUCCUGAGCCAUACAACACCUCUCACAAAAUUAAUUCAGAGGAGCACAGUGGUCAGAUGGCCAAAGGGCAGAACAGGGAAGAACCCUCAGAGAUUGUACCUCAGGACUCACUAACUCCUGAGCCAUCCAACACCGCUCACAAAAUUAAUUCAGAGGAGCACAGUGGUCAGAUGGCCAAAGGGCAGAACAGGGAAGAACCCUCAGAGAUUGUACCUCAGGACUCACUAACUCCUGAGCCAUACAACACCUCUCACAAAAUUAAUUUAGAGGAGCACAGUGGUCAGAUGGCCAAAGGGCAGAACAGGGAAGAACCCUCAGAGAUUGUACCUCAGGACUCACCAACUCCUGAGCCAUCCAACACCUCUCAGAAAAUUAAUUCAGAGGAGCACAGUGGUCAUAUGUUCGAAGGGCAGAAGAGAGACGAACUUCCAGAGAUUGUACCUCAGGACUCACUAACUCCUGAGCCAUACAACACCUCUCACAAAAUUAAUUCAGAGGAGCACAGUGGUCAUAUGGCCGAGGGCAGAACAGAGAAGAAGUCUUCAGAUGUUGUCCUCAGGACUCACUAACUCCUGAGCCAUCCAACACCUCUCACAAAAUUCAUUCCGAUGAGCACAGUGGUCAGAUGGCCGAAGGGCAGAAGAGAGAAGAAGUCUCUGAGAUUGUACCUCAGGACUCAUUAAGUCCGGAACCAUCCAACACCUCUCACAAAAGCUUUCACUUACAGGAGCACAGUGGUCAAAUGGCCAAAGGGCAGAACAUAGAAAAACCUUUAGAGAGUGUACCUAAGGAGUUACUAACUGAGAUUGUACUUCAGCACUCGUUAACUCCUGAGCCAUCCAACAGCUCGCACAAAAGAAGCCAGCGCGUCAAGGCAUGCUCUUUCUGUGGCAAGACUUUCACUGACACACUGGGCUUGACAAGACACAUGCGAUCUCACAUUGAGCAGAGGUCACACCAAUGCACCCAAUGUGGGCAAGACUAUGAUUCCAGUGAGGACUUAGAGGAACACUGGAAGAGAAGCUGUGAGGAGAAGAUAAAAAAAGACAUUGGUAAGGACAAUGGUGGGGAAACUGUCCAGCUAAAAACGCAUCUGAAAAGAGACAAAAAGCCUGAUCUGAAAGCAGACAAAAAAUCUGAUCUGAAAGGACACACAAAAGACCGCCCCAUAAAGUGCCAUGUGUGUGGGAAAGUAACUACACGUAUGUUGGGUUUGCGAAGACACCUUCUACUUCACUUCAACAAUGGAGCAUACAAGUGCCCUGUGUGUCCAACGACUUUUAUAACAAAUGCUGAUUUGAGAUCGCACCUGAGAUUGAAAAGAUCUUGUCGGGAAAAAUGUUCUGAUGAAGUAAUUAAUACCAAGGUCCAUCUCCAAUCCAACCCUGGUGAGUACAAGUGUCCUUACUGUGGGGACACUUUCCAGCUACCACAUGAUCUGAAAGGACACACAAAAGACUGUUCCAGAAAGUGCCAUGUGUGUGGGAAAACAACUUUGAAGCCAUGCGGCAUGCGAAGGCACAUGUUAAGACACAACAACAAUGGCCCCUACAAGUGCCCGGUGUGUCCAAGGACUUUUAUAUCCCGUACUGAUUUGAAGAUGCACCUGAAAAAAAAUAAGCAAUGUAGGGAGAAAUGUUCUGAUGUCAUGGUGAAGGAAUUACUGUCAUCAGUAGAUGGUAGAUGUGGGAAAAAAGAUACAGGAGUCAUGACAAGCUGCCAACAACCAAGCUCCAGCAACACAGGUGGGCCUUCAAAGAAUAUUGAAGAGUUCUUUGAACAGUUCUCUUAUGACUUUCAGCAAUCCGAUAACAGCAUGAGUAGUGAUGUGAACCUGAAUAGCCUCAAUGAAAACUACAGUCAGGAGAUCAGUCAAUACCAACCCAUGAAGGACGUUGACCCAUUGAAGGACAAAAAGUCUGUGGAUGAUUCAUUGGAAAAUGAGAUGCCCAAUGACAAAGAACCAAACUCAACCAUUGGCUUAACAGGGAAGCAGGUGUCCCAGACUGACCCAAAGCCUCUCCAGGAUUCUCAACCAGAGACGAGCGGAGAAGUGAAGAACGAGAUACAGAGCGGGAAACUGCAGGCUGAGGCCACGGGUUCCAACGGACAGAAAAGAAGAGGCAGAAAGAGAAAACAGAAAAGAGGACGUGGUGUCAAAAAUGAGAAGAGCGAAGCAAAGGGUGUGAAGAGAGAGCGGUCACCUGAAACUGAGGAAGAUGCCGAACCAUCAGAUAAUAAACUUUGGACCACUGUCAUUAAAAGGACCACUGUCUGUGAUUCUGGUGGUGUCUCAGAGAGUGUACCUCAGGACUCACUAACUCCUGAGCCAUCCAACACCUCUCACAAAAGAAGUCAACGAAUCAAAGCAUGCUCUUUCUGUCGCAAGACUUUCACUGAAACACUGGGCUUGACAAGACACAUGCGAUCUCACAUUGAGCAGAGGUCACACCAAUGCACCCUGUGUGGGCAAGACUUUGAAUUCAGUGAGGACUURGAGGAACACCAGAAGAGUAGCUGUGAGGAGAAGAAGAGUGGUGAUGACUACUGUGGGGAAACUGUCCAGCAAAAAAAAUAUCUGAAAAAAAACCCUGAUCUGAAAAGAGACAAAAAAGCUCAUCUGAAUAGAGUCAAAAAAGCUCAUCUGAAAAGAGACAAAAAAUCGGAUCUGAAAGGACACACAAAAGACGGCUCCAUAAAGUGCCAUGUGUGUGGGAAAGUAACUACUCGUAUUGUAAGUUUGCAAAGGCACCUUCUACUUCACUUCAACAAUGGAGCAUACAAGUGCCCUGUGUGUCCAAAGACUUUUAUAUUAAAUUGUGAUUUGAGAUCGCACCUGAGAUUGAAAAGAUCUUGUGGGAAGAAAUGUUCUGAUAAAGUAAUUACAACCAGGCUCCACCUCAAAUCCAACCCUGGGGAUUACAAGUGUCCUUACUGUGGGGACACUUUCCAGCUACCACGUGAUCUGAAAGGACACACAAAAGACUGUUCCAGAAAGUGCAAUGUGUGUGGGAAAACAACUUCAACGGCACGCGGCAUGCGAAGGCACAUGUUAAGACACAACAACAAUGGCACCUACAAGUGCCCGGUGUGUCCAAGGACUUUUAUAUACCAUCCUGAUUUGAAGAAGCACCUGAAACUGAAAAAACGUUGUAGAGCGAAAUGUUCUGAUGUGAUGAUGAAAGAAAUACUGUCUUCAGGAGAUGGUAGAUGUCGGAAAAUGUUCAAUGAAACAGCAGUCAUGACAAACAGCCAACAACCAAGCUCCAGCAACACAGGUGGGCCUUCGAAGAGAAUUGAAGAGCUCUCUCAUGACUCGCAGCAAUCCGAUAACAGCAUGAGUAGUGAUAUGAACCUUAAUAGCCUUGAAGAAGACCACAGUGACAAGAUCAGUCAAUACCAACCCAUUAAGGACGUUGACAUAAGUAGCCUCCAUGAAGACUACAGUGAUGAGAUCAGUCAAUACCAACCCAUGAAGGACGUUGACCAAUCCAACCCUGGUGAGUACAAGUGUCCUUUCUGUGGGGACACUUUCCAGCUCCCAGAUGAUCUGAAAAGACACACAAAAGACUGUUCCAGAAAGUGCCAUGUGUGUGGGAAAAUAUCCUCAAAGGCAUGUGACAUGCGAAGGCACAUGUUAAAACAUGACAACAAUGGCCCCAUCAAGUGCCCGGUGUGUCCAAAGACGUUUAUAUUCCAUACCGAUUU